Molecule: messenger RNA, 1993 nt
Organism: Ictalurus furcatus (blue catfish)
Lineage: Eukaryota; Metazoa; Chordata; Actinopteri; Siluriformes; Ictaluridae
Product: SLAM family member 5
Exons: 9
Source: RefSeq, a predicted model, not a curated record
UAUAACCACAAGCAUAACUUCCUUAGUCUAAGGAGGAAGUUACAUGAUGGCAGCAGCAAUGCAGCUUGUCUUCUUUCUCUUCGUGCUGGUCCCAAUCACAGGUUACACACAUGGUUUCUCACAGGAUUGCAAAGAGAAGUUGCAGUGUCUGAAGAAUAUUUGAAGUAUUGGAAGUUGGUUAACAGUUCUGUUCAGCUGGAUGUACAAGAAAAUGAUUAUAAAUUCUAUGAUGUCUUCUGGUUGUUUAAUAAAAAAACAAACAUUGUACAAUACAUCAGCAAGAAUGAAAUUAGAAUUCACCCUGAUUAUAAUGGCAGAGUGGAGUUCAAUAAGAAAACUCACAGUCUAACACUGAUGAACCUGCAGAAGCAUGAUAGUGGACUCUAUGAAGCAGAAGCAUCUCAUAACGAGAAAGCUACUAUUGCUAAGUACCAAUUAUAUGUGUUAGAUCCAGUGGAGGAUCCAGUUCUCAAUGUCUCACUCAGUCAAAGCAAUGACACCUGUAAUGUGACUCUCACCUGUGAAGCUCAGAAUCUCUCAAUCACCCAUCUCUGCUACAAUGAUAAUUGUGAUAUGAAGAACGUAGAAACACAUGGAAACAGCUCCCUUUCCAUCUCAUUGUACGUCAGUAACAGCUUCAUCAUUUGUAAUCAUAGCAACCCAGUCAGCUGGAAAAAUAAUACAUUGAAGUUGGAAAAGGGGAAACACCUCUGCCCUUCUAAAGAAGAUAAAGAAAAGCUCAUGGAUUCUGAGAUAAGUUGGACUGCCAUAAUUAUGAUCAUAAUCAUAAUCAUCGUAGUAUUAGUGGGUUGUGUCACCCUCCUUUUCAAGAACAGACAACAAAGGACACGACUGACAACAGAUUCCGGCAACACGGUCUAUGAAGAAGUUAAGGGGAACACAAAAGCAGAGUCACUCAAGACGUCAGAGAACCUUGAAACUCCUGGUACUCUUUACUGUACUGUCGGGAAGCCAGCCCAGGCUUAUAGUAAUGAUGAGAGCACUGUAAGCACUGCAAAUCCUGGCAGCAAGGAAAUUUACCCCAGUGAAGUGAACCCUGAUGAGAGCAACCUCUAUGAUGCUCCAGAUAAAAAUCAAGAAGCAAGAAGUAACAAUAAAGUGGAAUUCCCAAUACCUCAAACCAUUUAUGCUACAGUGAACAAGGCUGGUAAAGUUAUGUAAGAACCCCAGCUUGAUGGAAACACAUUUUAUGAGAAAUGAAAACAAAAAUGUAUUACUACUUUAUUGGCAUUUUAAGUACUGUUUUACUUAUCUGUGAUCAAAUUCAGACUUGUUCCAUUAGGUUUGGUUGGCAUGAACACGUCUUGUGGCUUUGUGAUUGCGUUGGAAAGCAGAGGAGCUUUGCAUGGAGAAAAGAAACUUUGCUAAAAGUUCACUAUGAAAACAAAAAUGUAAGAAUGCCACAUGCCAAGUUUUUAUUCAUUUUAAAAGGAGCAACUGCUUUAAUCAAGUUCUUUUUUGUUUCUGUACAAGAAUAUGUGUAUGAUCUAUGUAUGAUAGAUCUAUGAGAUCUAUAUUAGAAGUACCAAAUGCAUUUAUUUAUAAGGGUUUGUAUAAUCGAAUAUAUAUAAUAGUAUUCCUUUUACUCCAAAUGUCUCAAUCAUCCUCAUGUCAAGGAUAUAUCAAUCAUUAUGUAGAGUAUCCGCCAUUUGCUUCUUUAGUUCUUUAGUAGCCACUGUAACUACCACUGAGCUGUUUUGCUACCAAAAUCUCCACUUUACAAAGUGGGAUGUUGUACUUCAUCAAUUCAGUUUUAUUUGUACAGCGCUUUUAAUGGACAUUGUCCCAAACAGAGUUGGGUGUAACGCGUUACAAAGUAACACCUUACUGUAAUCUAAAUACUUUUUCUAAUAAUGCAGUAAUAUAAUUUAUGUAAUUUGAUUACAGUUACUGAUGUGAAUAAACUUACUUUACUUGCGUAACAAAUUUAUUGUUAAGAAAACAAUAUUAAAUAAAAUGCAUUUUAAAAUAA